Messenger RNA from Laetiporus sulphureus 93-53, 309 nucleotides. RefSeq lists its product as uncharacterized. Bases 1 to 309 code for a protein of 102 amino acids. NCBI's taxonomy places the organism in Eukaryota, Fungi, Basidiomycota, Agaricomycetes, Polyporales, Laetiporaceae. The transcript is spliced from 2 exons. The record is from RefSeq and is a predicted model, not a curated record.
AUGGCGGAGGACAACAAGGUGCUAUCAUUGCCACCAGUCAACCUAGAGGAUGAAGACGAGGAGUUGGCUGCGCCAUUUAGGCCAGAAUCUGAUUCAAUCCUGCUUUCGCCUUUGGGGCCAAACAACGUGGUCUCUAUGGCCACGCACAGUGGAUCGGAACCUGAGAUGAACAUAUAUAUUAAUAAUGGGCGGCUGCAUACUGAAGCGGUGAGGUCAUCCCAUUUCUUCGAGCUGUCUACUUACAACCGAUGGUUUUGCAUGCUCAACGGUAGACGAGCCGCACCUCGUUUCGACGAGCCCCAUGGCUGA